CGUUCUAUUUUCGCCUGCACCGCCAUGGAGCGCGAGACCAUUCUGCGGCACCAGCUGGACGGCACGGGAACCCAACGAAUGGUGACACUCAGCAACAUGAGCUCCACACUGGUCGAGACAGUGUCCAUCAACUAUGAAGACUUCAACGAGAGCUUCCUCACCUGCGGCACCUGCCUGUGCAUGUACGAUGGCGGCGAGCACACGCCCAAGCUGCUGCCGUGCUCGCACACCGUGUGCCUGCACUGCCUCACGCGCAUCGCCGCCUCGCAGACGCGCGACACGGGCACCUUCCGCUGCCCCAUCUGCCGGGAGCUCAUCACCAUCCCCCGGGGCGGCGUGCCCGCGCUGCCGCCCUCGUUCCUCGUCAACCAGCUGCUGGACCUCAUGUCGCGGCAGCGCCGCGAGGUGGUGCCCAAGUGCGCCACGCACCUCAACCAGGAGCUGCUCUUCUGCGAGACGUGCGACUCGGUGUUCUGCACGCUGUGCGCGGGCGGCAGCCACAGCAACGGGCCCGGCGAGCACACCAUCAUCCCCUUCUCCAUCGCCAUCAAGCGCAUGUCGGAGAUCCUGCUGUACAAGGCUAACGAGUGCAUCGCCAAGCUGUCGCAGGCGGAGGAGGCCGUGACGGCCGAGCUGCACCGCCUGGACGUGGCGACCGAGGCGUGCCUGGAGCAGGUCUCCAGCUCCAUCGCCGAACUGUCGGCCACGCUGGACAAGCGGAAGGCGCAGCUGCUGGAGCAAGUGACGCAGGCCAGCCAGGCCAAGCGGCAGGUGCUGGAGGAGCAGCUGGCCCUGGUGGCCGCCGAGAAGCAGAAGGUGGAAAAGGAGUGCGACGGCCUGCAGUACCAGGUGGAGGUGCGCUCCAUCUCGCAGCGCAUCGCCAGCCUGGGCGUGAAGCUCGAGUCGGCCAGCACGCUGCACGAGCCGCGCGAGAACUUACUCCUCAAGUCGGAGUUCAAGCACAACGACAGCGUGGAGCAGGUGGAGGCGGCGCUGCAGCGCCUGGGCCGCGUGCGCACCAGCACCACCUUCCCGUCGCUGUCCUCGGCCGCGCUGGAGCAGCCCGUGCCCGCCGUGGCGCGCCUGCCCGCCCAGGCCCGCCUCUGGACCGUGGACUACCACGGGUGCCCGCGCAAGACGGGCGGCGACCCCGUCGCGGCCCUGCUCGUCGUGGACCCGGACGAGCCUCCGCCGCCGUCCUCGGUCCCGGCGGCGGUGGCGGCGCCCGGCGCGUCGCCGUCCAAGCCCGCGCCCCUGCCGUGCCAGGUGACGGACCUGGACGACGGCUCGUACACCAUCAAGUUCAGGCCGUGGGCCUCGGGCCGCUACCUGCUCAAGCUGAGCGUCAUGGACCGGCCCAUCCAGAACUACCCGCUGCGGGUGGAGGUGACGCCCCACAACAACCCCGUGAGGACCUUCGGCGGGGCGCGCGGCUCAGGCAAGAACGAGUUUCUGCAGCCGGUGGCCGUGGCCGUGGACGCGGACGGGCGCAUCGCCUACGUCCUCGACACGGGCAACUCGCGCAUCAAGGUGCUGGCCGGCAGCGACCUGGCGUUCCAGCGGCACAUCGAGACGGCCGAGCUGGCGGGCCGGUCGUGCACGGGCAUCGCCUGCACCAAGGCGGCCGGGCUCGUGGUGGUCAACUGGCGGACCAAGCAGGUGAUUGAGAUGUCCGAGGCCGGCGAGGUGGUGCGCACCUUCACCCACCCGCCGUUUCAAGAGCCCACCGCCGUCGCCGUGGAGUCCACGUUCGGCCACAUCCUGGUGGCGGACAACGGAGCCUGCUGCGUGUUCGUCUUCGACAGUGGAGGGAAGCCCCUCUUCCAGGUGGGGCGAAAAGGCAGUGGGCCCGGUUGCUUCAACAUGAUCUCAGGCGUGGCCACGGCGCCGUCGGGGGAGAUACUGGUGGCGGACAACGACAGGAUACACGUGUUCAGCGCCAAGGGAGACUUCCUCGAGGCGCUCACAACCGAAGGUAAAGGGAAGGCACGCGUGGGCGGACUGGUCUGCGACUCGGAGGGGCGCAUCGUGGCUUCGCGCGUGGACAAGGCACGCUCCUACGUGCAGGUGCUGUCCCUCAAGGGCCAGGUCGUCAACACCAUCGACUCGCACGACGCGCCGCUCAAGAGGCCGUGCGGCGUGGCCGUUACCGACGACCAGCACGUGGUCGUCGUCGACCUGGGCAACGAUACCGUCAGCAAGUACCGCUACUGGUAGUGGUCAUCUAGUCGGGCGCUGUGUGUGUGUAUGUUUGUGUGUGUGUGCGCGCGCGACAGGGAAGAGGAGAGGGAGAGGAUGUGACCUGGCUACAAGAGUCAGGAGCCAUUUGCUGUGCGCUCCGCCCCGGAGGCGGCUGUGGACGAGCUCUCUUCCUUAUCUGUCUCUCUCUCCCGGGUCUGGAUCAGCUGGUGCCGACUACAACGCGUGGCGAGUGUAGUGGGCAAAGUCGGCUCGUUCAAGUUUCCAUUCAUGUGAUUUCGUUUUAGAUUAUAAUUAUUCGCAGCUACUGUAGCAAGUGACGAACUUGUGUGUUGGGCCGCCAAGUGUCAAGUGUGGAACCAAAGGAAGUGCCAUUAUAGUGCGGGAGACUUCGAGCAACUGGUUGCAGAAAUGCACCAUGGUCGAUGGUUGCUCGCUCUGGCCCUUAAUAAUUGUUGAAAGACAUUUUACUGUUGUGAGACUGUUGAAGCAUUUUACAAUUAUGUAUCUAUCGGACUGACAGAUGAUGCAAGUGUUUGGGAUUGUUGUGUAGAUGAAGUAGAAAAGAUUUUAUGAACUUGAAUUUUAAAGAGUUGAUUGGGUGGAAUGAUUGAUUUCUCUUGGUGUAGAUAGUCCGUUGAUAUUCAUACCCUUUGCAACCAAAACUAGAGCUAAAAACGAAUGUUAAAACUCACCACACAACUUUUUUUGUAGCCUCUCGAAUGUAGAUUUUGAUAGAUAAAAAUUAGGCUACUUUGCUUUCACCAAAGUUUUAUACCUAUUUUCAAAGUUAGUAAUUUUAGUAAUUUUUUCUUAAUGACCUUAAAGUUAUCCACCUUUCUGUUAAAGGAUUGCAAGGAUAUGUACUGAGUGGUAUUUGUGCCAAGGCCUGUUAUCGUGCCAUUAAGCUUGGAUUGUUCUAGCGUCUCAAUGUGAAUAUUAGGACUAGCCAUCUGAUCCACCAGUGUGCUCUUAUUGAACGGUCUUUUUUCCUAUGGCUCAACCAUAGCUUUGGGAGGUCAUUGCCACCAUUCUCAGUGUUUUGCCAGAACUCUGCUCACUUGUCUUUCUAAGUUCUAGAUCUUUUUGUGUCUAUUUCUUUUUUGCUUUGAAUCAAUUCUACUGAUUUUGUAUAAAAUGGAGUAGCAAUUUUAGUUAGCCCUUUCCUUGCGACUUAUUGUUAGACCUGUUCCAAGUGACCUAGUCGUUUCUGAUAAUUUCUGUGAAACGAAGCAUUUUUAUACUUAUUUAUUGUUUUUGUAUUAUCAUUAGAUCUAGUUUUUUUUCUUGUUUUCUUUUUUUUUUUUUAUUGUGAAACUUGAGGUUGGCUCUUAUCUCCUGACUGAAGGGGACUGCCAUUUAAAGAGAAACCUUGUUUUAUUUUUAACAAUGGCCAUGUACUUAUGAAGACAGUUUGCCUCUCAUUUAAAAUGAGUACAAAAAUAGUUGUUGCAGUUUGUGGAAGUAAAAUGUUGCUUUCCUACACCAGAAA
This is a messenger RNA of Frankliniella occidentalis (western flower thrips), 3691 nucleotides long. Its product is annotated as tripartite motif-containing protein 2. Gene Ontology annotation, biological process: proteasome-mediated ubiquitin-dependent protein catabolic process; protein polyubiquitination. The record is from RefSeq and is a predicted model, not a curated record. Gene Ontology annotation, molecular function: zinc ion binding; protein binding; ubiquitin protein ligase activity. Lineage: Eukaryota; Metazoa; Arthropoda; Insecta; Thysanoptera; Thripidae.